Phytomonas sp. Hart1 is the source of this 519-nucleotide messenger RNA. The record is from the annotation of a GenBank genome assembly. Lineage: Eukaryota; Euglenozoa; Kinetoplastea; Trypanosomatida; Trypanosomatidae.
AUGCUCACGAUGGAGCGGGGGCGUCCCGCGAACGCGGCCGGACCGCCCCCGAUGGACCCGCUUGAUGGGGUUUCGCUCCUCAUCACCCGGCGGAGCGAGCCGGACGGGAUGGAUUCACUCUUUUGCCGAGCGUCGAGCGCGUCGGGCGGGGGGUUGGACUCGGCGGUCUUCGCGUACUCCCACCAUCUUUGCGUGGAGGUCAAGCUGGAGCCGGGCUAUAGCCCGUACUACAUCAUUCCCCGCUUGGAUCCGGGCGAAGGUCGAGCCUUGCAGCUGGGGCCUCUCCCAGAAGAGCAGCUUCGAUUUGUCUUGGCGAUUUUAUCCAGUCGGCCAGUCUACCCCGGGGUGUUUGAUGUGAACUUUCAGGAGAUUCCAUCCUCCUGUGAGGUUUUCUGCUCGAAUCCUAAGCCGAGCUUUUGCGUGAACCCCUGUCGUGUGGUGAAGACAACCUACCAAUAUCCAACCUAUCGCGGCGUAGAUACGAUGGAGCGAACUUGUAUUACACCUCAAGGGUAUUAA